Messenger RNA from Phytophthora nicotianae INRA-310, 450 nucleotides. RefSeq lists its product as hypothetical. The transcript has a single exon. NCBI's taxonomy places the organism in Eukaryota, Oomycota, Peronosporomycetes, Peronosporales, Peronosporaceae. The record is from RefSeq and is a predicted model, not a curated record. The coding region runs from base 93 to 386 and encodes 97 amino acids.
AAGCGGGGGCUAUAAUCAACGGGACUGCAUCAUCAUCUCCUCACUUUCGAAAAAGCUUCGUACUCGACACAUUAUACCAGCAAACGUUCACGAUGAACACAGUCGACUCGCCCAAAGCAUCCGAAUAUGAGCGUCCUCCGGUGAUGGAGCACUUCAAGCAGUCGAGAUCUACCAGGAAGCUAAACACGCAGCCCAGUGUGCCGAUGCUGGGUGUAGGUGGCAAACAGCUCUCACAGGACACAGUGCAGUGGGAUCCAACACCUGAACCCUCGACCAACUACGUGAACAGCGAUCAACCGCCACAAGCUCAGACAAACGAAACCGAUCAAAGCAACUCAACUACAGUCAGUAAACUCGCUUCACUGCUGUGUUGCCGGCGACAAUGAGGUGACUUAAACCUAUACCGGAAUAAUGUCAACCGAAAUAAAAAAAACAUUAGUUUAAUCCUCG